GUUUUGAUCUAAUUCGAUCGAGACACUAAACCCUUAAAAAAACUGUCGCCGCACAAACGCUGCCAAAACCCUUGUUGGAGCCUUCAAUCCGAUUUUGUUCAAUCCGUAACUGUAAAUUUACGUAGAAAUUUGUAGAAUCUAACUCUCGGAUUGAUGGGGAAGCUUGGGAAGAAAGCUCGUAAGUUUGCAAAGAAGAAUCUUCCGUCUGUGCUUAAACAACGGAGAAAAAACAAGAUCGUCUUCAAGAAACGACCCUCAAAAAAAGAUAAAAAUGAUGGUGCGGUAAAAGAAGUAGUGAAGGCAGCAGAGUUGUCUAAUGGAAGGAAUUCUGACAAAGAAGUCACCGUGACUACUUCUUUCGAUGCAUUAUUUUCCGAGGAUGACGAUACCAUGGUUCUAUAUGAUUCUGACAGUGACGGCUAUCUUUCAGAGGAUCCAAGCUGUGGAGAUCUGGUGGGAAAUGACGAUGAUGUUACUUUAGAAGAUGCCGAGCAUAAGCGGACUUUGUCUGUUAACAAUCAAAAAGUUUAUGAAGAACUUGCAGCACAGAAGAAAUUAUUGGAUAAAUUGAAGAAAAAAGACAAGAAGUUUGUUAAGUUUUUAGAAAGCUACAAUAAGGGAGAGAUAUCCGAAAAUCAGGAGAUGUAUUCUGAUGAAGAUGACGAUCAUAUGGAGUUAGAUGAUACAACGACAACUAAAUAUAAAGUAUUGACAUCUUCAGUUAUAGGCAAGUGGAGUAAACUAGUUACAGAAGGCCACAACGAGCCGGCUUUAAUAAAUCUAAUAAACGCAUAUCGAGCUGCGUGUCAUUUUGGUCCAGAAGAAACUGGCCCCACAAUUCAAGACAGUGAGACCUUCUGCAACGUAUAUACGUUCAUGCUAUCUGAAGCUGAUAAUAUAUUUAGGGUUUUGUUAAAGAUUCCUAUUAAUUGCAAAAAAGAGACGUUAUUGGAAUUGAAGAAUACCUCAAGAUGGAAAAAAGUUCAACCGAUGAUCAAGUCGUAUUUUAGGAGUACGUUGUUUCUUUUGAAGCAGGUCACUGAUUCGGAGAUUUUGGCUUUCUCGAUUACCCGUUUACGGGCAUCUAUUGUGUUUUUUGCCGCUUUUCCUUCUUUGCUAAACAGGCUUAUUCAGAUUAUAGUUCCGUUAUGGGCGACAGGUGGCGGGACCCUUUCUGUUAGCUCUUCGCUUAUAUUACAAGAUGUGGUGUCCGUAUGCGGCUCUAACCACUUCGACGCCUGCUUUAUUAAAACAUACAAAGCCUAUAUUUCUCGAUGCAGGAACAUCGAAACCGUCGACACAAAACAUAUCGAAUUCCUUCGUGAUUCCUUCAUCAACUUAUGCUCUCUCGAUUUGGAAAAAUCUUCUAAUAAGGCACUCGUCUCCAUACAACAGCUUACUAAUAUAUUGAAGCACGCGAGGCAACAGGAAAAUAAGGAAGCAAUUAAGAAAAUAUACAGCUGGCAGUACGUCCAGUGCAUUGAUAUAUGGGUUCUCUUUAUUUCAGCAAACGUAAACGAAUGUGACGUUCAGUCUUUGUUGUAUGCAAUGAUCCAGCUUAUAAAUGGAGUAGCUUGCUUAUUUCCGGGCCCCAAAUAUUUCCCGUUGAGGAUACGAUGCGUUCAGUGGUUAAACAAACUUUCGAGUUCUUGUGGAGUUUUUAUUCCGGUUGCUUCAUUAAUUUUGGAUAUGGUCGAGUAUAAAGUCAACAAGGAGGGUGGUAAAUCUAGAAAACGUGUUAAGUUGGCAUCAGAUUUAAAGCUACCUAAAUUUUGGUUGAAAUCACAAAACUUUGUGGAGCAAUGUGUAAAUUCAGCAAUUGAGCUGCUCGUAGUGCACUUCUUUCAGUGGAGCUACCACAUUUCGUUUCCCGAAUUAGCAGUCAUUCCGCUUAUCAGAUUAAAGAAGUUUUAUGAAAGAAGUACGGCUGAAAGUUUGAAACGUGUGGUGAAACGUCUUAUGGACAUGGUGGAACAGAAUGUUGAGUUUGCGCAGAAGAAAAGGGAUGAUGUGGCAUUUUCACCGAAAGACCAUGAGUCUGUUGAUCAAUUUUUGCAGUUUGAAAAAGGCACUUUGAAUACUCCAUUUACACAAUAUUAUAAAAGUGUUAUAGAAAAGUCUGCUUCGAAGACAUCCACAAGCCCGAAAGAACCAGAAAAAGUGAAGCGAAAGAAGACACAGAAUGCAGGAGGUGACGUGGAUGCCAAUAUUAAGGGAAAGAAAAGAAGAGUUGUGGAAACUUAGAAUUAUGAUAAGAACUCAUUUUUGUUUUAUUUAUGUUCUCUACUAUGUUAGCUCCUAUGUGUUUUACUUCUCGGAGAAUUCCGUUUUUGUAACUGUUUUGUAUUUUAUGCACCUGAAGUUUAUUUUUGAGACAUUAAUUCAAAAUAGAUUCACUUUUUAUUUCA
This is a messenger RNA of Helianthus annuus (common sunflower), 2408 nucleotides long. Its product is annotated as nucleolar complex protein 2 homolog. Lineage: Eukaryota; Viridiplantae; Streptophyta; Magnoliopsida; Asterales; Asteraceae. Gene Ontology annotation, biological process: ribosomal large subunit biogenesis. The transcript is spliced from 12 exons. Gene Ontology annotation, cellular component: nucleoplasm; Noc2p-Noc3p complex; Noc1p-Noc2p complex. Bases 154 to 2244 code for a protein of 696 amino acids. The record is from RefSeq and is a predicted model, not a curated record.